Messenger RNA from Labrus mixtus (cuckoo wrasse), 1479 nucleotides. It is a transcript of the gene mlnl, whose product is annotated as motilin-like. The record is from RefSeq and is a predicted model, not a curated record. The transcript is spliced from 4 exons. NCBI's taxonomy places the organism in Eukaryota, Metazoa, Chordata, Actinopteri, Labriformes, Labridae. The coding region runs from base 882 to 1277 and encodes 131 amino acids.
CCUGCCAGCAAAAACAUCACCGUCAUGGAGGAAACAGUUGAGUGUUUUAUUUUGGUAAUUGCAUCAUUUACAUUAUUAAAGGCAUGAGGUUUCCAAGGAACAGAUACAUGUGGCUCGGAUAGUACACAAGUAUAAAUUACAGGCAGGUCAUAAAUGUCCCAUUGUGUUGGAUUUAAGUUGAGGGUAGAGAAUUUAUGACUGACCUCUUUGGACAGAUCGUCUCUUGCCUGCUUUCCCUCACACACAGACACACAGACACACACACACUCAUGCAGGUACAUACACAAUUGAAAUCCAGUAUAUUAAACCAAGAACAUUUUUCCUUUUUAAAACUUUGUGAACCCGAAUCCCAAAUCUUUAACUUUUCUUCUCAAAUAGCAUUAGUCUAUUUUAAGAUACAUUUGGAAAUCAGCUUUAUCUUCUGGCUAAACUUAAAAACCUGCAAAAGUCACGAGUAAAAAUCAAGAAGAUGGAAAAGUUGUUCUAUAAAUAAUUCACAAACACAUCAAUCUAAUCCAGUAUGUGCAGCAAACUCCCCCAUCAUAUAAAGAUACAUUCAGACUGUUCAUCAAUGUGUCAUUUUGUCAAUAAUUUCAAAGGCCUACAUCAUACAUGCAGCAUUGGAAGCUUCCUGCUUCAAUAAAAGACCAGAUUCCUGAGUAAUAUGUGUGUUUCUAGGGGCACAAAGGAGAGUGCAUGAAGGAGCCUGUUGAGGAGCGGAUGUGAGGGAGGACAGUAAAAAGCACAGGGACCAAGGAGAGGGCUUGAUAUAAAGGCUGGACCGGGACAGGGUGCAGUCAGACUGGUGGAGUUCAGCUCAUCUCAAAGCUCUAUUUCUCUCAACUGAACCGACCAGAGCGGACACAUUACGACAGAGCAGAAUGAGCAUGCGCGGGGCAGUAACUGGUUGCGUUGUGCUGGCUUGCCUGGUGACACUGUUGGCGGUGAGGACAGAGGGACACAUCACCUUCUUCAGUCCAAAGGAGAUGAUGCUGAUGAAGGAGCGAGAAGGUAGAAAGGACAUGGAGCCUCGAUCGGAGGACGGUCAGCUUGAAGAGGUUACAGUCCAACAGCUUCCUCCAGUGGAGCAUGGAGGAAAUCCUGAUAAAACAGUCGAGAUUGCCGUCUUUCUUUCACCCAAACAGCUGGGUCACGUGGCUCCUGUGCUCGAAGAGAUCAUCCAAGAAGUAGCAGAGGAACAUCAGAAAGGUUACAGCAUGACAUUGUAUCAGCUUUUAUUAUCAAAAAAAGUGAAGCAGUCACAUAGUAAGAAGUGAUACAAGUGAUAGUGCUUUGAUUAAAAACCCUCUUUGGUAAAAACACUGUUCUCUCACUAUCUCUUUCUCUGCAGCCAAAUAGCGAGGUCAAAGACUGGAGGGGAUGAAUGCUGUACAGAUUCUUCAAAAAGCACUGAAUACCUAAAUGUUUUGUUGUGUUUUACUGAAUUAUUCAAUAAAGGGAAAUUGUUGUGUCACUUUA